Alosa sapidissima (American shad) is the source of this 1395-nucleotide messenger RNA. Its product is annotated as adenosine receptor A1-like. The record is from RefSeq and is a predicted model, not a curated record. The transcript is spliced from 2 exons. Gene Ontology annotation, biological process: G protein-coupled adenosine receptor signaling pathway. Lineage: Eukaryota; Metazoa; Chordata; Actinopteri; Clupeiformes; Clupeidae. Gene Ontology annotation, molecular function: G protein-coupled adenosine receptor activity. Gene Ontology annotation, cellular component: dendrite; membrane; synapse. The coding region runs from base 133 to 1182 and encodes 349 amino acids.
GAGAGAAAGAGAGAGAGAAAGAGUGAGUUCCCAGCUGCAGUGGGAAGCAGGCAGAAGAGGACAUCAUGCUGCCCUGUUCAGAGCCCCUGCUUUCGUUCCCGCUCCUACUUGCUGUGACCGAACCCUGACCUGAUGGAGGACCCUUCCACACUUCCGGCCGACCUGGACCGGCUGCGUCCUCCCCGGGGGCUGGCCGCGGGCACCGAGAUGUCCUCCCCGCAGCCUGGCAUGAAGCCGUGGGAGCACGUGGACAUGAUGUACAUCUCAGUGGAGAGCAGCAUUGCGCUAGCGUCCGUGCUGGGCAAUGUGCUGGUGGUGUUGGUGGUGGGGGUGAACCGGGCUCUGCAAGACCCCACUUUCUGCUUCAUCGUCUCGCUGGCGCUGGCCGACAUUGCCGUGGGCGUACUGGUCAUCCCGCUGGCCGUGGUCAUCAGCCUGGGCCUCGAGACGCAGUUUUACACCUGCCUCUUCCUCUCCUGCCUCCUCCUCAUCAUCACCCAGAGCUCUAUCCUCUCACUGCUAGCCAUCGCCAUCGACCGCUACCUCAGGGUCAAGAUCCCCACCAGGUACAGCAGCAUCGUGACUCAGCGUCGGGCAUGGCUGGGAGUGUGUGUGUGCUGGCUCCUCUCGGCCCUAACAGGUGUAGUGCCCAUGUUUGGCUGGCACCGGCCACUGCAGGGCAACAUGACCUCGGACCUGAUAAAAUGUCAGUUCACCUCGGUCAUGAGCAUGGACUACAUGGUCUACUUCAACUUCUUUGGCUGGGUGGUGGCGCCGCUCAGCAUCAUGAUCAUCCUGUACGCCGAGAUCUUCCGCGUUAUUCGCCGGCAGCUUAACCUCCGUGCCGAGGCCACGGCCGACGCCAGCAAGUACUACCGCAAGGAGCUGAAGCUGGCCAAGUCGCUGGCGCUGGUGGUGUUCCUGUUCGCCCUCUGCUGGCUGCCGCUGCACAUCAUGAACUGCCUGCUCUUCUUCUGCCCCACCUGCCCCAUGCCCAAGAGUGCCAUGUACGUGGGCAUCUUCAUGUCGCAUGUCAACUCGGCCCUCAACCCGUUGGUGUACGCCUUCCGCAUCCAGCGUUUCCGUGCCACGCUGGUCCAGAUCGGCCGCAGAUGCAUGCUGUGCAAGGCCACCAGUGCCAGCGCGCCAACUUUCACAGAGAAAGCCGUCGUAAACCCGUAGAAAACUCAUACUCCAUACAGCACACAGCUCUAAUGGCCGCACACAGAAGACAACAGGAUGCACAGGACUCUAUGCUUCAGUUUUCAGUUGUGGAGGUUGAGGGGUCAUGUCACGCAUCACGCUAGCUCUUCAAAGGACACUCAAGUGCAGUGAAAGCAUUCUGUUGAGAUCUUUGUUUCAUCUUAACAGUGUCUCCGUUGUUCCAUUUUCUCA